Messenger RNA from Striga asiatica, 792 nucleotides. NCBI's taxonomy places the organism in Eukaryota, Viridiplantae, Streptophyta, Magnoliopsida, Lamiales, Orobanchaceae. The record is from the annotation of a GenBank genome assembly.
AUGAGAGAGAAUCAUAUAGGAGGGAACUGUGGCCUGAGACACGUGUCUCAAGUAGAGGCACCGAAAUUGCGAGAAAGAGUGGUGGGGAUGUACACGUGUUGGAAUAUUGGUUGGGACGUGAGGAGUGCUCGGGUCACUGGCUGUGAUGUAGGCGAAGGUGACAGAAACCUCCAUCCUUUCCCCCAUAUUCACGAACACUCUUCAAUCGCGAAGUCGGAGACAGAGGCGGAAGUCGGAUCGGAGGAGGUGGCAGUGGCGAUAAGGAUUCUUGCUGAAGUUUUAUCAUUAGAGGGCUCAAUUCUCGAUGUUGAAGUUUACAACUCUUUAAUUGAAGGCUACUGCGGGCCGAACAACUUUGAGAAAGUUAAACAAAUUCUUGCAGUCAUGAUAGGGAAUAAUUUGAGCAUCUCGGUUUUUAGUUACAAUAAAAUGGUGUGCUCGGCUUGCACGGAGGAUAAAUUCUCUCUUGCAAUGAGCCUCAAAGAGCUUAUGGUCCACAAAAAUUCUUGUCCGAUCAACCAUGGCUAUAGCCGUGAAGCCGCGAGUUCCGACCGCCGUACAACAAGGGAGAACCAGGGGUCCCGAACAACAGCAACUCCUUCUCCCUCGGGCGACGUUCGAUCAAGUCUGAAGCCAAGAGACGAGCCGAAUCAAUACGACACCGACGAGAGGACGUGGUUGCCGGCGGGGCGGCUGUUCCAAGUGGAGUACACGAUGGAGGUGGUGAAGCAGAAGAGUUCGAGACGAUGGAAGAAAAAACUGGAAAUCGGAGACUGUGGGUGGGGUCCAUGA